AUGCGUUUACUGUUAUUACAGUUUAUAUUCUUGGCAUUUUUAGGCACUUUUAUUAAGGCAGAUUUAAUAAAAAGAGUUCCUCAAGCUGCCCAGACACCAGCAGCACCAGCAGGUGGUAACAACAACAAUAACGGUACUCUCCCAGCUAGCACAACACAGGCACCAGCAGCAUCAGUAACGCCGGCAGUUCCAGGAAACUCAACUGUUGCCCCCUCAGGCAACUCGACAGUUCCUAUUUCACCUGGUGCUAAUAAUCAAACAUCUGUCGUCAAUGGCAACAACACAGUCAGCUCAAAUUCAUCAAACACAUGGGCUAAUUUGCCUACUUCAGCUAGCUAUGGCAACACUGUCUAUCCCGGAAGCGCCACUUUCCUUACACCUAAGCCCAGUAAAUCUGUUUCACCACUCUAUCGCAUCGACAAGAACGAAAAUGUCACCUUUGUUUGGUCCUUUACCAACCUAUUGGUUCGCCCUUCUAACUUGACUUUGGCAGCUGUUGCUCCAAACAGUGUUACUUAUACCAUUACUGCCAUGCAAGGCGCAGAAACAAGCGCUGUCUGGCAUCUCAAAGAUGUACCACCUGCCUCACCACUUAUGAUGGGAAUGUAUCAAAUACAACUUUAUGAUCAAAGAGGUCCCACAGCAAUGGCUCAGCCUGGUUGGCUUUCUCCAGCUAGUGGCCUAACCAUUGCGUUCUAUUCAGCAGAGUCUUAUGUUCCUCCUUCUGGCAGUGAUUACUGUCCUACUUGUUUUUAUAAUGCAGGAAAAAGAUUAAGCGAAUCGAUUGGACCUAUUGCAGUUGCAUUUGGAGUUGCCUCUGUUACAUCUGUCUUGAUCUUAUAUGGCAUCUUGUACUAG
Rhizopus microsporus ATCC 52813 is the source of this 858-nucleotide messenger RNA. RefSeq lists its product as uncharacterized. The record is from RefSeq and is a predicted model, not a curated record. The transcript has 4 exons. Lineage: Eukaryota; Fungi; Mucoromycota; Mucoromycetes; Mucorales; Rhizopodaceae. Bases 1 to 858 code for a protein of 285 amino acids.